Aspergillus heteromorphus CBS 117.55 is the source of this 1520-nucleotide messenger RNA. Its product is annotated as RTA1 domain-containing protein. NCBI's taxonomy places the organism in Eukaryota, Fungi, Ascomycota, Eurotiomycetes, Eurotiales, Aspergillaceae. The transcript has 2 exons. Bases 140 to 1102 code for a protein of 320 amino acids. Gene Ontology annotation, cellular component: fungal-type vacuole; plasma membrane. The record is from RefSeq and is a predicted model, not a curated record.
CUUACUUUUGACAUCGGCAAUCUGCUCUGUCUGUCUGUCAACCUGAUUUUCUUCCCUCCUGCUCUCUCUUCCUGGACCUCCACAGCGAACUUCCUUUCCCCUUCUCCCUCCCUCAUAUCCACCCAACCCACCACUCACCAUGACAGGCUGCACAACCGACUGGAGCAACGUCACGCUCGCUGCUUUCAACCAGACUCUACUGAACGACACCUCGCUAUGUACGAAAUGCACCUGCCCGCUCGUCCUCGACGGCGAGCAGCUGUCGUGGGUGCGAUACUACCCGAAUCUGGCGGGCAACGUCCUCUACACAGCCAUCUUCGGCGUCUUCCUCGUGCUGCAGCUCUUCUUCGGGAUCUCGCGCAAGACCCGGGGGUACAUGAUCGCCAUGCUUCUGGGACUGAUCCUUGAAGUAUUGGGCUACAUCGGACGGAUUCUCCUCCGCUACUCGAUGUUCUCUUUCUCGUGGUUCUUGAUGUACCUCGUCUGCCUCACCCUCGCCCCAGCCUUCUUCUCCGCCGCCAUCUACCUGACCCUCUCGCGGCUCAUCACGAUCUACGGCGCCGAAUACGCCCGCUUCCGCCCACAGGUCUACACCUACAUCUUCAUCACCUUCGACAUCAUCGCACUCAUCCUGCAAGCCGCGGGCGGGGCCAUCGCCUCCAUCGCCUCCGCCUACUCGUCCGAGCAGAGCGCAGGCGUGCACACGAUGGUCGGCGGCCUUGCAUGGCAGGUGGUGUCCCUGUUCCUCUUCGCCUGCCUGAGUCUGGAUUUCUAUCUGCGGGUGCGCCGGUCCACCCGCAACGGGCUCCCGCUCAACCCGGCGUUUGAUUCCCUGCGCGCGCAGCGGUCCUUCGAGCCCUGGUUUAUGAUCUCCCUGUGUCUGGCCGGUCUGUUUAUCUUCGUGCGGAGCGUGUUCCGGUGUGCGGAGUUGCAGGGCGGGUUUGGCGGGAAGUUGGCCAACGAGGAGAUUCCGUUUAUGGUGCUGGAGGGGGCGAUGAUGGUGCUGGCUUGUGGGUUGUUGACGCUCUUUCACCCCGGGUUCGUUUUUGGGGCUCGGGAUUGGGCGUUGGCUAAGUGGAAGAGGGGGGCGAAGGGGCAAUAGAUGGAUUCUUUUUCUUUUGUUUCGCCCUUUUUUUUUGUUGAUUUCUGGGGUUGAGAUGGGUUUUGGGGGUGAGGUGGCGAGAUGGUUACGUGGAAGGCCUUGUUUGCUUGCUUGCUUGCUUGCUUACGCGCAUUUCCUUCUUGAAAAACAGGUGUUGCUUGCUUACUUUUUCUUCUUUUUCGGUCGCAUAGGCUUCGCUUCGGUAUUUCUUUAUUAUUUCUUUUUGUUUUCAGCCUUGAGGGUUGUUUGUGGGAGAGGUGAGUGAAAUGACAGCUCAGAUGCGAGUGAUAUAAGGGGUUAAGCAUGGACCAGACCUACUCACCAGAAGAUGUAAUACCUUUGUAUUCUUGUUGCAUUCCCUACUACACUGGGUAUUUUUGAAAAACACCCUUGGAACAUGUUCUGAUAAUGAGACAAG